Molecule: messenger RNA, 5128 nt
Organism: Lemur catta (Ring-tailed lemur)
Lineage: Eukaryota; Metazoa; Chordata; Mammalia; Primates; Lemuridae
Gene: PXDNL
Product: peroxidasin like
Biological process (GO): response to oxidative stress
Molecular function (GO): protein binding; peroxidase activity; heme binding
Source: RefSeq, a predicted model, not a curated record
CACAGUUGCAGCUGCUGCUGUCCCUCCUGCGGCGCCUGUCCGGCAGGGAAUGGCGAUGGAGUCCAGGCUUCUCAGCUGGGCCACCUGCUUCCUCCUGGCCGGGUGGUGCCUACCGGGGCUGCCCUGCCCCAGCAGCUGCCUUUGCUUUAAGAGCACCGUCCGCUGCACGCACUUGAUGCUGGACCACAUUCCUCAGGUGCCGCAGCAGCCCACAGUCCUAGACUUGAGGUUUAACAGACUAAGAGAAAUUCCAGGGAGUGCCUUCAAGAAACUCAAGAACCUGAACACUCUUCUCCUGAACAACAACCAAAUCAGAAAGAUUUCCAGAAAUGCUUUUGAAGGACUUGAAAAUUUGCUAUAUUUGUACCUAUACAAAAAUGAAAUUCAUGCACUAGAUAAGCAAACAUUUAAAGGACUCAUAUCCUUGGAGCAGCUCUAUAUUCAUUUCAACCAACUAGAAGCGCUACAGCCAGAGACCUUUGGGGACCUUCUGAAAUUAGAGAGACUAUUUUUGCAUAACAACAAGCUAUCUAAAAUCCCAGCUGGGAGCUUUUCUCAUCUGGAUUCAUUAAAAAGACUGCGCCUGGACUCCAAUGCUCUGGUUUGCGACUGCGACUUACUGUGGCUGGGGGACCUUUUACGGGGCUGUGCCCAAAGCGGCCACACGCGGGCUGCUGCCGUGUGUGAAUAUCGCGGAAGACUCCGCGGGCGCUCGGUCGCUUCCGUCACAGCAGAGGACUUCAAGAGCGACAGUCCCCGAAUUACUUUUGCACCCCAAGAUGUGGAGGUACCAUCAGGAAACACUGUCUACUUCACUUGCCAGGCUGAAGGAAAUCCCAAACCUGAGAUUAUUUGGAUACAUAACAACCAUUCAUUGGAUUUGGAAGAUGAUGCUCGACUUAAUAUGUUUGAUGACGGGACACUCAUGAUCUGAAACACCAGAGAGUCAGACCAGGGUGUGUAUCAGUGUAUGGCCAGAAACUCUGCCGGGAAAGCCAAGACACUGAAUGCCGUGCUCAGAUACUCCAGUCUGCCUGCCAAACCUACUUUUGUGAUCCAGCCCCAGGACACGGAGGUCUUACUUGGCAGCAGCACCACUGUGGAAUGUACGGCCACGGGCCACCCACAGCCCCGUAUUACUUGGAGCAGGGGCGAUGGAGAGGAGCUGCCUGGGUCCUGGCACGCGGCAACUGCCAGUGGGCUUUACUUGCAGAACGUCACCCUGCCGGAGCACGGGCGACUGACCUGCCACGCCAGCAACAGCCAAGGCUCCAUUCAGGCUACAGCAAACAUAAUUGUACAAGCGCCCCCGCCACUGGCGGUGAGCCCCAGGGCCCACGGGGUGCUGGAGGCGCAGGCUGCGGAGCUGCCCUGUGAGGCCCCGCGCAGCCCCCCUGCAGCGAUUGUCUGGACAAAAGCAGGAGGGCCGCCCCCUCUGGAAGGUCAGCAUACAGUUCUCUCCUCUGGCACUUUGAGAAUUGAACACUCAGCACCCCAUGAUCAAGGCCAAUAUGAAUGUCAAGCAGUCAGUCUACUGGGGGUGAAAAAGGUGUCUGUCCAGCUGACUGUAAAACCCAAAGCUCUUCCAGUGUUUACUCAACAUCCUCAGGAUACAAGUGUCGAGGUUGGGAAGAAUAUAAACAUUUUGUGUCAUGCUCAAGGAGAACCACAGCCCAUAAUUACCUGGAAUAAGGAGGGUGUGCAGAUUACUGAGAGCGGUAAAUUCCACGUGGAUGAAGAAGGCACGCUGGCCGUGUACGACGCGGGGCAGGCUGACCAAGGAAAGUAGGAAUGUGUGGCUCGGAAUCCAUUUGGCCUGGUCGUGGCCAACAUGCUUCUGACAGUCACUGCUGUACAGGGUAGACAAGUCGGUGAUGACUUUGUCGAAUUGUCCAUUCUUGAUGCUGUACAGAGGAUUGACAGUGCAAUUAACUCCACACGAAGACAUUUGUUUUCACCAAAACCUCAUACCCCCAGUGACCUACUGGCUCAGUUCCGAUACCCGCAUGACCUAACUGUGGAGACGGCAAGAGCAGGAGAGAUUUUUGAGCACACGCUGCAGCUGAUCUGGGAAUGUGUGAAGCAGGGGCUCACUGUGGAUUUGGAAGGCAGAGACUUCCGCUACAAUGACUUGGUCCCGCGCUCCCUCAGCCUCAUCGCCAGUUUAUCAGGAUGCACAGCCCACAGGCAUCUGCCCAACUGCUCCGAGCUGUGUUUCCACCGGAAGUACCGGGCGCACGACGGCAAGUGCAACAACCUGCAGCGGCCCACGUGGAGCGCGGCACGCAGGGCCUUCCCGCGCCUGCUGCGGCCGGCCCAGCACUACGGCUUCAGCGCCCCUGCCCCUGCCGCUCCUGCCGCCCUGCUGGGGUCUGCGGAGCUGGCGCGCACCGCGGCCGUCUCCCCCGCCCACAGAUGCACGCACGUGCUCUUGCAGUGGGGCCAGUUUUUGCACCACGACGUGGACCGCACCUUGCCCGCGCUGAGCAGGGCCCGCUUCUCGGACGGGCAGCCGGGCAGCUCCGUCUGCACCGCCGACCCUCCCUGCUUCCCCCUCGCCGUGAGGCAGGCCGACCCCCGGGGCAGCCUGGCGCCCUGCACGUUCUUCGCAUGCUCCAGCCCGAUGUGCGGCAGCGGUACGACCUCCUAGAUGACCGGCUCAGUCCACGCUCGAGAGCAGAUGAACCAGGUCACAGCCUACCUCGACACCUCCAACGUUUACGGGAGCUCGGAGCGGGAAGCCCAGGUUCUCAGAGACCGCUCUGUGCCUCGGGGACUCCUGAGGACAGGCUUGCCCUGGUCCCCUUCCGGAAAACCCCUCCUGCCCUCUUCUACAGGCCCACCCACUGAGUGCGGACGACAUGCAAAGGACAGCCACAGCCCCUGCUUCCUGGCCGGGGACCUCCGGGCCAACAAGCACCUGGCCCUGACGGCCAUGCACACCCUGUGGUUCCGCGAGCACGACAGGGUGGCCGCGCAGCUGUCGGCUCUGAACCCCCACUGGGACGGGGACACCCUGUACCAGGAAGCCAGGAAGAUCGUGGGCGCGGAGAUGCAGGACAUCACCUACAGCCACCGGCUGCCCAAGGUCCUGGGGGACCCUGGCAUGAAGAUGCUGCGAGAGUACCAGGGCUACAACCCCAACAUGAAUGCAGGGAUCAUUAACUCUUUUGCUACCUCAGCUUUCAGAUUUGGCCACACGUUAAUCAAUCCUACUCUUUAUCGACUGAAUGACACCUUUGGUGAAAUUCCCGAAGGCCACCUGCCACUCCACAAAGCUUUCUUUUCACCUUCCAGAAUAAUCAAACAAGGCGGGAUAGAUCCGCUCUUCCGGGGGCUAUUUGGCGGGGCCGCUAAGCUGCGGGUGCCCUCGGCCCCCCGGCCUGAGGCCCGCGGAGAAGCUGCUGCCCCCGCCCGCUCUGUGGCGCUGAAUCGGGCCGCCGCAGACAUCCAAAGGGGCCGGGACCACGGGAUCCCGCCCUAGGUUGACUUCAGAGUUUUCUGUAAUUUGACUUCUGUCGAGAACUUUGAGGCUCUUCAAAAUGAAAUUCAAGAUCCAGAGAUCAGACAAAAACUGUAAAAGCUGUACCGCACUCCAGGUGACGCUGACCUCUGGCCCACCCUUACGGUCAAAGACCUGACCCGCACGACAGUGGGACCGACACUUAUGUGCCCGCUUGUUACCCAGUGUCAGCGGCUAAGAGACGGAGAUAGGUUCUGGUAUGAAAACCCUGGGGUAUUUACCCCCAUGCAACUCACCCAGCUGAAACAAGCAUCAGGUGUGCUUUGUGACAAUGGUGACAACAUUCAGCAAGUCCAGGCAGAUGUCUUUGUGAAGGCAGAAUACCCACAGGACUACCUGAGCUGCAGUGAGAUUCCCAAGGUCGGCUUGCGCCUGUGGCAAGACUGCUGUGAAGACUGUAGGAGCAGAGGACUGUUCAGAGCAGUCACACGAGAAUCUCGACAGAAACGCUCAUUUCAACACAGCUACCCGGACGAGAAACAUACGGACUUCAGUGAUGUAAGCAGGAGGCAACCAGAUAACUUGUACGUGGGCGAAGAUGCUAGAAAUGUGGCUCUUCUGGCAAAAACAAAGUUUGCUCAAGAUUUCAGCAGUUUUGCGGUGGAAAUUCGAAAAACCAUCACAGCACUAAGACAGCAGUGCAUCAAGUCUCCUGUGGAGCGUGCGAUGCACACCGCCCCAAAAGGCUCUCUCCGUGGGGCCGGGCUGGACAGCCAGGGCCCGUGGCAGUGUGCUUCCCUUGGCACAAGCUUCCCAUCAGUGAAAUCACCUGUCCACUCUGAAUGUGAACAUAAACCUGAAAGCUGUAGGUGCCACGGCUUUAAAUUCCUCGAGUCUGGCGUCUUUGCUUUAGUUUCCCCUCCUGGCUUCCGCCUUCCUGUGUGUCCUCUUCAGAGAAAGUCUUUGUCUUCCCGCUGCUUCAGCUGUCAUCUGCUGUUACUGUGCUGGGAUCUUUUGAUGCUGGUUGGGUGUGGGGGUGGGAACACUCUCUCAUCUCCUGCUUCAGUCUCAGAGUUCUCGUGGGCUGUGUCGUGGGGCUGUGGCCCUCACAUGCUUCUCCAGGGCUGUGGCUUUUUUGCUUCCCGCUCCCAUUCCCAACCCCGGGCUGGAGCAUUCCCGAUGGAUUCCACGGAAGUGCUGGCCCCCGGUUUCCAUGUCGGCAUUUCCCCGUUGUGUGCGUCAGGAAGCCUGGAGGGGGGUGUGCGUGCAGGACAGAGCCUUGCGUCAGCCACGCUGCCGACGGCUUUGCUGCGGCCCCGCGCCCACCUCCCUCUCCCGUCCCUCUGCCAGACGGGCAGGCGGUGCGGGGACAGCGGCGUCCAGGGGCAGGAGCAGCGCCGGCUGGAAGCAGACCGCGUGGGCUGCCCCUGCCAGGCCUGUGCUGGCGUCCCCCCACCUCCUCCUGUUUUACUGCUCCUCGCUGGCCAGUGGAAACAUACCGACAAGUUCAAAAGGAGAGAAAAUAUCCUUUUUAGUGGCCAGGUCACCUGCACGGUGGAGGCUUGCCCCCAGGCCCCAUGUCCCAGUCCUGAAUUGGCGAGAGGAGUCUGCUGUCCGGUUUGCAGAGACCGGGGAAUGCCGGCUGGACACCCGGAGAAACGCUGA